GUGGCAACCAUGAAGUGGAUGGUGGUGUGGUUGUGUUUCUUCAGUUUUUCUGUUGCAAUUCAAGCCAAACAGGUUCACAACCAUGUCAACAACAUCUGCAGCACUUGGGGCACGCAGCACUUUAAGACUUUUGAUGGUGAUGUGUACCAGUUUCCUGGCUUGUGUGAGUACAACCUGGCCAAAGACUGCCAUGGUUCUGACCCCAAGUUCUCAGUGAACGUUAAAAGGGAGGAAAAUGAUGGAAACAUUGCAAUAAGUUACAUAUCAAUAACUAUCAAUGAAAAUGGAUUCUACCUAAACAAGACCCAUGUCACUGAAAACAGCAUACUAGUCAGCCUUCCACAUUACAGUAGAGGCGUAAAGGUGGAAGAAAGUGCAUUUUACAUCAGUUUUAAAGCUUCAAGAGUUGGCAUCACUGUCAUGUGGAACCGUGAAGAUGCAGUCAUGGUGGAAGUUUCAAAUAACUAUAGAAACAAAACCUGUGGACUUUGCGGAGACUUCAAUGGUGUUCCUGUCUAUGAUGAGUUCAUUGUCAAUGGUUUUAAAAUCAGCCCCAUUGAGUUUGGAAACCGCCAUAAAAUCCAUCUACCAAAUGAUGACUGCAAAGACCCGCAUGAAGACAAAGAUGAGUCAUGGAAGUCUGGAAAUGUGUCAAGUUCUUGCAAGAAUUUUCAAACCAUCUGUGAAAAAGCAUUUCUCUCCAAGUCCUGGAGUUCAUGCAAUGAACAAAUUGACCCUGAAGCUUACAUUCAUGCAUGUGCCAUAGACAUGUGUGCCUGUAACAACAGCACCAAUGACUCCUGUGUCUGCAGCACAAUGUCUGAGUUUUCUCGUCAGUGUUCCCACGCAGGAGGACAGCCACCUAACUGGAGAUCUCAAUUAUGUGGUAUGUUUUAUUUUUAUUUAUUUAUUGUGAAAAUGUUUUUUUAAACA
Poecilia latipinna (sailfin molly) is the source of this 933-nucleotide messenger RNA. Its product is annotated as mucin-2-like. Bases 10 to 930 code for a protein of 306 amino acids. Gene Ontology annotation, cellular component: extracellular matrix. The transcript is spliced from 6 exons. The record is from RefSeq and is a predicted model, not a curated record. Lineage: Eukaryota; Metazoa; Chordata; Actinopteri; Cyprinodontiformes; Poeciliidae.